Messenger RNA from Nilaparvata lugens (brown planthopper), 3501 nucleotides. RefSeq names its product serine/threonine-protein kinase ATR-like. Gene Ontology annotation, molecular function: protein binding; protein serine/threonine kinase activity. Lineage: Eukaryota; Metazoa; Arthropoda; Insecta; Hemiptera; Delphacidae. The record is from RefSeq and is a predicted model, not a curated record. Gene Ontology annotation, cellular component: nucleus. Gene Ontology annotation, biological process: protein phosphorylation; telomere maintenance; DNA damage checkpoint signaling.
CUCCAUGGUCAUAAUUAUUUUAUGAUUAUAGUGUUUUGUUCGAUAAAAAUAUAAAUAAAUACAUACUGUGCACAACAUCGAAAGUUACAUGUUCCCUCAAUAUUUCAAAAUAGAAUAGGUGUAAUUCCGCUAAAUUAUCAAAUACCUCAUUAUUAUUAUCUAUGUGGAUAAAAUUGAUAUCACAAUGAGUUACCGAUUAUCAAUAUAACGAUUAUUAUUAAUUCCGUAUCCAAGUCUCAAAAUUACAAAAUUAUUGUUUUAGUAACUUUGUAAAUCAAUAAAAAUGUGAAAAGGUUGAAGUUGUUUGUUUGUGUUGUAGGUAUGAAGCGCGAUCGGCAUUUGUGCGCUCGUCGGCGGUGAUGUCGAUGGUGGGAUACAUGGUGGGGCUGGGCGACCGCCACGGAGAGAACAUCCUCCUCGACUCCAUCACCGGUGGCGGAGGGGUCACUCAUGUCGAUUUCAGCUGCCUCUUCAACAAGGGUGACCGGAUGGAGAUCCCGGAAGUGGUGCCAUUCCGACUGACGCACAACAUGGUGUGGGCGAUGGGCCCAACCGGCUACGAGGGCAUGUUCGUCGAGGCCUGCGAGAUCACAGUGCGUCUCAUGCGCGUGCACAUCGAACAGCUGCUCUCGGUCGUGCGACCCUUCAUCUACGACCCACUGCUCGAGUGGAACCGCAACUGCAAACGAGACGAGUACACCGAGAUGACCAACCAAUGUGGUCGAGAAAAUACACUGAACAUCCAGCAUCGACUGCUCGGCCAUGUGAGGAACAAUGACAAAGUAUUCACCGAGCGUGUUCUAUCGGUCGAGGGCCAAACUCAGAUGCUGAUUGCCGAGGCAACCAGCAUUGACAAUCUCUGUCAAAUGUUCAUUGGCUGGGGGGCUUACCUGUGAACAUCAUUUUAAAUUAUGCCACAAAAAUAAGUUACCCUUCCUAAUGGCUGAAUUACUAUACUCUGAAUAAAUUAGUACGAAUAAUACUAGUUAUAGUUUAAAAUUGUAACCAUAAAUGACAAAGUUCCAAAUAGGGUUAGGUCUUUACUUUCUACUAAGGACGUUAAUUUCUAGUUACCAGAAUAGUUGAGAAAAAUAAUUAGAAUCUAGUGAUAUUGGAGUAUUUUUAAGAAUCUCAAAGUUAUCAUUAUUCACGAUCUAGUGACUGGAAAAUGGAUUUUAGUUUCGUAUAAUAAGCAAUAAAGUGAGUAAACUUGUAUGGCUUUUUGUUCGUGGGGACUCCCUUGCAAGAAGGUCCCGACUCGCCUAAAUAUAAGCCAUUAAUGGUUAACGAUUGUUAUACUCUAGCCGGGACUAACAGUUCAACGUUCUGAUUCCAUUACCCUGGAGAUGGGAGUGAUAUGGCUAGCUAAAAACUUUUGUUCAAGCAGUAAAUUUAUAAGUAGUCAAAUUAUUGUUUAAGAAAAUGUGCCUUAUUUUUAGACCAGCCACUAACUGACUGUCGAAAACCGGAACAAUGGCUUCCGACUUGGGUGUGCUCUUGCAGGUCAGCUGUUACCGAACACUGUUCGCUUGUCUGACGAAAAUGUUCUGCGAAACGUAACGUUAUUGGCUGGCCUCAGGUUGGAUUCCCACAAACCAGUGACAGUGAAAGUAACCAGCACAGUAAAAAUAUAAUUACUAUGAGUUCUGAUCUUCUGAUUUGACUCAGUACGGCCUAGCGAGUAUGAAUAAUACCAUUUAACCGUAUAGAAAUAAUAUUUUACUGUGUCAGUCACUUUCAAUGGUAUGUGGGAAUCCAGUUUAAUAGGUAAGGGUGUUGAUACCACAAGCCGCUUUUAGUUAUAAAUAACUUUAGCUCAAUGAGACCCAUAAGCACUAUCUUUGAUAACGUUAGAAGAUAAAGUUUCAUUUUUUAUAAUGGGUUACAUUCCGGUUCUCGUUUGAACUGAGAUUGUAUAUAAGGCCUCACGUAUUUAAGAAUAUUGAAAAUUGUCUGUGAUAAAAUUAAUAUAACCUUCAUUCUACACCGUGUCCACGAACAGGUUUACACGUUAUCAUAUUAUCACGUUCCCAUUCAUGUACCGAACUUUUUCAAGUUUUACACAGUUUACAAAGUAUGUUCUAAAAAUAUUCUGGGAAAAUUUCAGCUCCCUAACCUUUGUAGAAACAAAAUGGCGGCAUAUUUAAAAUUUUUCUAAUCCUCUUCCUAUAAAAACUACUUUAUAUGGGGUUACUUGAAGGAAAAAGUUUAUACCCAUAGUUUCAAUAAUGAUAAGGAACUAAAACUAUCAAUAGAAGAGGUACUUCUCCGGAUAGGCCUACCGCGGAGUUUUUGUAAGAGCUUACAAAUCAUAUCUUAAGUGCUUUUAUCAGUGACUUGUUGUGGUUGGAUUUGAAUUUGAAUAAUUUUGGAUUUCAAGGUUUUUUAUUAGGCUAUGCUCUAGUUUUUUCAUUUAAAAGUCAUAUUGCCCUAAAGUGUAACAAUAAAAAUAUUUUAUAAAACCAAAAAAACCUUUUUAAUGUUCUUAAAAUACCGUUUUUCAAUAUGCCGCCGUUAUUCGAAAUAUUUCGUUUCUACGAAGGUUUGGGAAAUGAAAUUUUCCCAGAAUAUUUUUAGAACCUACUUUGUAAACUGUGUAAAAUUUGAAAAAGUUCGGUGCAUGAAUAGGACGUAAUAUAAAAUCCAACGUGUAACCAAACCUCUUCGUGAGGCACGGUGUACAUGUUUGUGCAGUGGUGGAAGUGAUAAUAAUGUGGUAGUUCCAUGUUAAGUAAAAAGACUCUCACUUGUCACAAUCGAAAAUCUAUUGAAAUAUCUUCUUACUGCUUUCGGUUGUAAUUCGCGUUAAUUAAGUUGAGAUUGACUAUGUGGUAACAACCAAAAAUUUGAGAUAUUUUCUAGAUAUUUAAACAAAUUUCUGGUUGUCUUGAUAAACCUCCAGUCUUUUUAUUCAACAUGCUAUAUCCUUGUAUCCUUAUAAGACUGAUUUAAAAAUUGUGUAUGUUGCAUUUUUUUUUAAUUAUUGAGUUACCAAUGUAUGUGGAUAGCAAUGAGUAGGCCUAGUCAUAGAUAUUUUAUAUGAAAAUUUAAAUUUAGGCGAUUUAGCAACUAGCUAAAGGGAAAAUCUGUUUCACUUGAACUUGAUAUGAAGUAAAAUUUUAAUUUGAUACGUGCCUUAUUUAUCAUAUGGGUCCUAAUAUUAACAGUAGGCCUAUAUGCCUUGACAUUAACAAAAGGCAUUUGUUUGAUUCUAAAAAUAACAAAAAAUAAAUGUAGAUAAUUUUCUGUGAUUAUACGUUCAUAUCCUUUUAUUAUUAUAUUAAUUGUUUAUAGUUUUAUAAAUAAUGUGUUUAAUAAAUAAUUUAGUUGUGAUUAAUUUUGUGUAAUUAAUGAGUUAUUGUUAUAAAAUAUGCACUUCUAUAUUUAACUCAAGUCUUAGAGCCGGUUUCUAUCUCGGGAUUUAGUUAAGUCAUAGCCACCUGUAUUAGAGGUGGCUAUAUGGUUAAGUUCUAGAAUUUAAACAGCUGAGGUCAGAAAAUU